This is a messenger RNA of Myripristis murdjan (pinecone soldierfish), 903 nucleotides long. It is a transcript of the gene tlx1, whose product is annotated as T cell leukemia homeobox 1. The transcript has 3 exons. Gene Ontology annotation, cellular component: nucleus. The record is from RefSeq and is a predicted model, not a curated record. Gene Ontology annotation, biological process: animal organ development; regulation of transcription by RNA polymerase II. NCBI's taxonomy places the organism in Eukaryota, Metazoa, Chordata, Actinopteri, Holocentriformes, Holocentridae. Bases 1 to 903 code for a protein of 300 amino acids. Gene Ontology annotation, molecular function: RNA polymerase II cis-regulatory region sequence-specific DNA binding; DNA-binding transcription factor activity, RNA polymerase II-specific.
AUGGAUCACAUUGGAAUAUUAGGGGCGCAUCUGCAGCAGCACACGCACGUGGAGCCCAUCAGCUUCGGCAUCGACCAGAUCCUCAGCAACGUGGAGCAGAGCUGCAUGUUGGGCGCGAGGAUGCACGAGGCGGACUACGGACACCCGGCGUACAACGGCGGCGCGAGCACCGGCGCGAACGGCGGCGGCGGCUUCGCUUGCAGCAACGGCGGAUAUAACGGCGGCGGUGCGUGCGGGGUCGGAUCUUUCGGCGGGGCUUACAACAUGAACAUGGGCGUGAACGUGAACGGGAAUAACGUGAACGCCGCAGGGGUCAUCCGUGUGCCCGCACACCGGCCGCUGAGCAGCGGACACUCGUCAGUGCCGCCGAUGACCGGGACCGUAAAUAACCUGACCGGCCUGACAUUCCCCUGGAUGGAGAGCAACAGACGGUACACCAAAGACAGGUUCACAGUGUCUCUCUCACCCCUCACUGUAACACGCCGUGUAGGCCAUCCUUACCAGAACCGGACACCGCCCAAGAAGAAGAAGCCCCGGACGUCGUUCACUCGCCUGCAGAUCUGCGAGCUGGAGAAGCGAUUCCACCGGCAGAAGUACCUGGCGUCCGCUGAGCGCGCCGCCCUCGCCAAAGCCCUGAAGAUGACUGACGCUCAGGUCAAAACCUGGUUCCAAAACAGACGCACCAAAUGGAGGCGGCAGACGGCGGAGGAGCGGGAGGCGGAGCGGCAGCAGGCCAACCGGAUCCUCAUGCAGCUGCAACAGGAGGCCUUCCAGAAAACCAUCAACCAGCCGGUGACGCCGGACCCGCUGUGCCUCCACAACAGCUCCCUGUUCGCCCUGCAGAACCUGCAGCCGUGGACGGAGAACACCGCCAAGAUCAGCAGCGUGUCCGCCUGCGACUAG